Coffea eugenioides is the source of this 1187-nucleotide messenger RNA. RefSeq names its product bifunctional dTDP-4-dehydrorhamnose 3,5-epimerase/dTDP-4-dehydrorhamnose reductase. The record is from RefSeq and is a predicted model, not a curated record. Bases 95 to 997 code for a protein of 300 amino acids. Gene Ontology annotation, biological process: S-adenosylmethionine biosynthetic process. The transcript has 2 exons. NCBI's taxonomy places the organism in Eukaryota, Viridiplantae, Streptophyta, Magnoliopsida, Gentianales, Rubiaceae. Gene Ontology annotation, molecular function: methionine adenosyltransferase regulator activity. Gene Ontology annotation, cellular component: methionine adenosyltransferase complex.
UUGCUGUCUGUGUAUAUACCACAGUCUCAUUUGGAUUCCGUCCUCCUUCUCAGCUUAAAACAAAGCUCAGAUUUUUAUUCCGAGCUUUUCAGACAUGGGUUUCCCAGCUAACGGCUCAGCUGAAACCAAGCCCCUCAAGUUUCUGAUCUACGGCAGAACUGGCUGGAUAGGCGGCUUGCUGGGAAAGCUAUGCGAAGCUCAAGGGAUCAAUUACACAUAUGGGUCAGGUCGGCUCGAGAGCCGGGAAUCAUUGGAAUCCGAUAUUGCUAGUGUUAACCCGACCCAUGUCUUCAAUGCCGCCGGCGUCACGGGUCGUCCCAACGUCGACUGGUGCGAGUCCCACAAAGUUGAGACCAUCCGGACCAACGUUGUCGGCACGCUGACGUUGGCUGACGUGUGCAGGGAGAAAGGUUUGAUCUUGAUUAAUUAUGCUACCGGCUGCAUUUUUGAGUAUGAUGCGGCUCAUCUACUCGGGUCGGGUGUUGGAUUCAAGGAGGAGGAUACUCCCAACUUUAUUGGAUCUUUCUAUUCCAAGACCAAAGCCAUGGUUGAAGAUUUGCUUAAGAACUAUGAGAAUGUCUGCACAUUGCGUGUACGGAUGCCCAUCUCAUCUGAUUUGGCCAAUCCUCGUAAUUUCAUUACCAAGAUCACUAGAUAUGAGAAGGUGGUAAAUAUACCAAACUCGAUGACAAUCUUGGAUGAACUCCUUCCCAUUUCCAUUGAAAUGGCAAAAAGGGACCUCACCGGCAUAUGGAACUUCACAAAUCCUGGAGUUGUCAGCCACAAUGAAAUCCUGGAGAUGUACAAAGAAUAUAUUGACCCAAAGUUUACAUGGAAGAAUUUUACCCUUGACGAGCAAGCAAAGGUGAUAGUUGCCCCACGGAGCAAUAAUGAGCUCGAUGCGACAAAACUAAAAAAUGAAUUUCCUGAACUCUUAUCCAUUAAGGAAUCCCUCUUAAAGUACGUGUUCAAGCCAAAUCAAAAGACCGCUGCUUGAAACUUAGAGAUAUGAAGUUUGUUGUCCAAUAUUUUUUAUUUCAGGGAGGUUCAAGAUGAUCUCUCCAUUAUAUGGUUGCUCUUCCUAAACAGGCAUGUAUGAUUAGCCCUUCUCUGUACCCAAUAUGUUGUUGCAUUUGUAUUUUCUCCAUGAUGAAUAAAUCAGUUUCAAUGUUUUGAGCUUUACACUA